AUGGCUAGCAAUCUAGCUCCAAUUGCGCAGCUUCUGGAGGCCAGUUUGGACCCUCGACAGCACAAACAGGCCGAGGCUGCCUUGAAGCAAGAGGAAGCUAAGCCCGGGUUUUCCCUCCAACUUCUGCAUAUCACAGCAUCCGAGACGUUUGCAUACAACACCCGUCUUGCCAGUGCACUUUGCUUCAAGAACUUUAUCAAGAGGAACUGGACCGACGAGGAGGGCCAGUACAAGCUACCGGAGAGCGAUGUCGUCACCAUCAAGCAGGAGCUGAUAAGCUUGAUGAUAUCUGUGCCCACUGGCAUACAAUCUCAGCUCGGAGAGGCAGUCAGUGUCAUUGCAGACAGUGACUUUUGGGAGAGAUGGGACACACUGGUCGAUGACCUUGUAUCCCGAUUGUCACCGGAGAAUAUCAAGACCAACAUCGGUGUCUUGCAAGUAGCCCAUUCCAUCUUCAAGAGAUGGCGGCCCCUCUUCCGCUCCGAUGACCUCUAUAGAGAGAUCAACCAUGUCCUUGGGAAAUUCGGACUACCAUACUUGGCUUUGUUCGAGUCUCUUGAUGCAUACAUCGAGAAGAAUAAGGAUAACAAGGAGAACCUCAUCCUCGGGUUUACCCAGCUCAACCUCAUGGUCAAGCUGUUCUAUGACCUUUCGUCCCACGACUUGCCUCCCAUGUUCGAAGAGAAUCUAGGAGCAAUCGCGACACUGUUCCUGAAAUACUUAAUGUACGACAACAAGCUAUUACACACAGAUGAUGAUUCGGAGUCUGGUGUACUGGAAUUCGUCAAAGCAGGAACCUUUGAAGCUCUCACCCUCUAUGUUCAAAAGUACCUUGAUGUUUUCGGCUCGCUUGUUGAACAGUUCAUUGGCAGCUCAUGGAAUCUGCUUACCACAAUUGGCCAGGAGACAAAGUAUGAUAUCUUGGUUAGCAAAGCGCUGCAGUUUUUGACAUCUAUUGCAAAGAUUUCAGAGCACGCGGCGGCGUUCCAGAACGAAGGAACCCUAGGUCAGGUCACCGAGAAGGUCAUCUUACCCAACAUCACCCUUCGAGAGUCUGAUGUGGAAAUGUUCGAGGAUGAACCCAUCGAAUUUAUCCGAAGAGAUCUUGAGGGCUCUGACAGUGAUACAAGACGACGAGCUGCCACCGAUUUCCUCCGACAGCUUCUCCAGAACUUCGAGGAUUUAGUCACUACAGUGGUACUAAGAUAUGUCGAGCACUACUUGGCUGAUAAUGCCAAGUCUCCAUCUGACAAUUGGAAGUCUAAGGAUACCGCAGUUUACCUGUAUUCCUCCAUUGCCGCUAAAGGCGUUGCAACCGCAAGUCAUGGCGUCACCACUAUCAACUCCCAUGUCAACAUCACCGAGUUUUUCCAGAAGAAUAUCGCUUCCGAUCUAGUUGCCGAGACUGGUGUGCAGCCAAUCUUGAAGGUGGAUGCCAUUAAGUACCUCUACUCAUUUAGAAGCAUCAUCACCAAGGACCAGUGGCGGGAGAUUAUGCCUCUAUUAGUGAAACAUCUCGCAUCUUCAGACUACGUGGUCUACACCUAUGCCGCAAUUGCUGUUGAAAGAGUCUUCGUCCUUACCGAUGCUUCUGGUGCUCAAAUCGUUCCAGCAAGUGAGAUUACCCCCCUGGCCGGACAGCUUCUCGAGCAUCUCUUCCAGCUAGUUCAGAAAGAGUCAUCCGCACCCAAAGUUCAGGAGAAUGAGUUUAUCAUGAAGUGCAUCAUGCGAGUUCUUGUGGUAAUCAAGGAUGCUGCUGUUCCCCAGACAGAGUCCAUUCUCAACCAUCUCAUCCGGAUUACUGAGAUUAUCAGUUCCAACCCAAGCAACCCACGUUUUUACUACUACCACUUUGAAGCUCUGGGCGCACUCAUAAGGUAUGAUAUGAUGCCUCCUAAUUAA
Molecule: messenger RNA, 1902 nt
Organism: Trichophyton verrucosum HKI 0517
Lineage: Eukaryota; Fungi; Ascomycota; Eurotiomycetes; Onygenales; Arthrodermataceae
Exons: 4
Coding region: 1-1902 (633 amino acids)
Biological process (GO): protein import into nucleus; protein export from nucleus
Cellular component (GO): nuclear envelope; cytosol
Molecular function (GO): nuclear export signal receptor activity; small GTPase binding
Source: RefSeq, a predicted model, not a curated record